This is a messenger RNA of Bursaphelenchus xylophilus (pine wood nematode), 1702 nucleotides long. Lineage: Eukaryota; Metazoa; Nematoda; Chromadorea; Rhabditida; Aphelenchoididae. The record is from the annotation of a GenBank genome assembly.
AUGUUCCUGAAAUGGUGGAUGGUUUAUGUUUUUAUUUAUAAGUAAAUGAUUACUACUAAAAAUAUCUUUCUGGAUAAAAUUGUUGUUCUUGACAUGUCAAAAAUAAUAUUUUUUAGAUGCUCAGCUGCAAAUUUUAUUCGCCAGCAUCUGAAUAAUCUAUAUCCCCCAAGACAACCUCAUGAUGGGCCAGUUCCAGUCAAGGUGGGAAUGUACAUUGAAAGUGUAGGUUCUUUCCAAUCAAGUCAAAUGUCAUUCGAUGCUGACUUCUACUUGUAUAUGUCCUGGAAGGAUAGGAAUUUAAGUCACACAUUCCCUCAAUAUCAGAUGAUUACCGAUCUAGAGGUUCUUAGGUCUAUUUGGCAAGUUUUUUUUAUUAUUUUUCUUUAUUGCGCGGAAUAACUGUUGUUGUUUUACUUUAGGAUACCCGAUCUUUAUCUUUCAAACUCCCGCAUCUCCAAUUUUCAUGAUGUUUUGGUUCCAAACUUUAGUAUAUUUAUCGAUGAGAAUGGUCAUCUUGCGUAUUCGGGAAGGCAAGUGACGUAAUGAUUGCGAAUGAUUACAAUUAUUCUCCAUAUUUUUUAGAAUAACUGCCACUGUUGCGUGUAAUUUUGAUCUGGAAACAUAUCCCAUGGACAGACAGUUGUGCAAAUUGAAGAUUGUUAGUUGUAAGAACAAAACUGUAUAUAUUUAUUAUAUAUUAUUUUAGAUGCUUACAUUGCUUCCCAAGUGAACAUCACAUGGUUUGACGAGGAUCCCAUCAGAUACAGUACUCACAUCCAUCUACCCGAGUUCUAUAUCGAAAGCAUCUCCUCUUCCCAAUGUGAUGGCACUUACAGAUACGCAAUUACAGAGGAAAAUUACCGCGAGGCUCCGUUUAGCUGUCUGUCCACAAACAUUUUGCUUAAAAGGAGUGCCGCAUAUCACGUUGUUCAAAGUUAUCUGCCCUCCGCGCUGAUUGUGAUGAUCUCAUGGGUCUCAUUCUGGAUUGGUAAAAGCUUGUCCUUUAUUACCAAUAACUGUAUCAUGAUUUCAGAUCGAAGAGCCGUCCAUGCAAGGAUAACUUUAUGGUUUACCACAUUGUUAUCUCUUUUUACUUUGGUGAGUCGUUCUUCAUUAAAACAAUAUUGUUUUGUAUUCUCAACACCAUGAGGCUUUAAUUGUAGCACAUGGGAGUGAAGAACGGGCUUCCGGAAUCCUCAUCGGUGAGUGCUCUGGAUUGGUGGUUCGGUGUGUGCAUGGUUAUGGUCUUCGGAACUUUGGUAGAGUUGGCCAUGGUGAACACUUAUAUGAGAAAGGCGGAUAAAUUCGAGAGAAUGGCGCAGUCUUUGGCAAGAGAGAAACGUAAGGGCAAUACGUGAUGUUGACUAUAAGCACGAUUUUUAACCCUAUCAAUCUAUUUUUAGUCUCCCGGAAAGAAUCUUGGUCAACGAUCUCCACCAUCAACAGUGAUCACGACGAUACGACCGCCAUUUCUCGACUCACCAUCUCCUAUUACGCGGACAACAAGGACAAUAUGGACGAAGAAGUGGACAGUCCGCGUCUUCAGGAACUCCAGAUUGGCCUAGAAUUUGCGAAACAAGCGUUCCAAGUGGAUAAUAUAAGCCGACUAAUAUUCCCUCUGGUCUUUUCCGGGUUCAAUGGGCUAUACUGGGGAUUCUUCUUGUAUAUACGAGACCGAACAGAAUAUGUUAUACAGCCGUAG